AUGAAGUUUGGUGAUACAGCAGGGUACAGACAAGUGGGUGAUAGUAGGGGUGGGCUAUCUGGUGGUUUUCUUGAUUCGGUAAUUAAACGCCGGUCGGGGUAUAGAUGCUUCCUUGGGAUAUGUCUGUUGCAGAGUAAUCCUCCCCCACACACUGAAGGGGGAACAUCACGACAUCGCACGAUGUGUCGAGGCAGUGAUGGGCUCCACAGGAGGGGCAGAGAGAAAGAUAGCUGCUUGUCAAGCCCCGCCAGAAUCAGCAGUAAAGAAACAAAAAAAAGUCACGAUCAUCACGUCUCGGGAGGUUGGUGUGGUUUCGGCGGUGGAUCAAGGUUUGCGUGA
Pyricularia grisea is the source of this 339-nucleotide messenger RNA. RefSeq lists its product as uncharacterized. The record is from RefSeq and is a predicted model, not a curated record. Bases 1 to 339 code for a protein of 112 amino acids. Lineage: Eukaryota; Fungi; Ascomycota; Sordariomycetes; Magnaporthales; Pyriculariaceae. The transcript is spliced from 2 exons.